AUGGCGUUUGCCCGGCGCCCGUGCGCGGUGGCGGUGCUCGCCUGCGCCGCCGCAUUCCUCGUUGCCGCGGUCGGCAAGCCAGAGAACCCCUCCAUGUGGGACCGCGACGUGGUACCCGUCUACCUGAGCCCCGGCGCGUCGCCCUACUGGGUGAGCUGCUACGACCGCAGCAACCCGGAGCAGGACACCCUGCCCCCGGCGUGCACGCUCCAGGCGCGCCAGUGCCCCCGCGACUGCCGCGACCUCUGCUACCUGGACUGCCUCACCUGCAAGCUCGUCUGCAUAUGUGAUCUGAGCGGCACAGAGUGCCACGACCCGCGGUUCGUCGGCGGCGACGGCAACAAGUUCCUCUUCCACGGCCGCAGGGACGCUGACUUCUGCCUCCUCUCCGACUCCAACCUCCACAUCAACGCGCACUUCAUCGGCAAGCGCAACGAGCGGGGGACACGGGACUUCACCUGGGUGCAGGCCCUCGGCAUCCGCUUCGGAGGCCACCGCCUCUACCUCGGCGUCAAGCGGACCGUCACCUGGAACAGCGCCGUCGACCGCCUCGCCAUCGCCUUCGACGGCGUGCCCGUCGAGCUCGACGCAGCACCGGCCGCCAGCUGGAGCCCGGCCUCCGCGCCCGCUCUCUCCGUCUUCCGCACCGGCGCGGCAAACGGCGUUGUGGUGCGCCUCGACGGGCGGUUCCGGAUCGUCGCCAACGCGGUACCGGUCACCGAGGAGGACUCGAGGGUCCACGGCUACGGCCUCACCGCCGACGACAGCCUCGCGCACCUCAACGUCGCCUUCAAGUUCCACUCCAUCAGCGCCGACGUGCACGGCGUGCUCGGCCAGACCUACCGCUCCGACUACGUCAGCGCCGGGGUCGACAUGGGCGCCAAGAUCCCGGUGAUGGGAGGCGCCGGGAAGUACCAGGUUUCCAACAUCUUCGGGACGGACUGCGAGGUGGCGCGCUUCGCCGGCGAGGAUGCCGGAGAGGUGGGCCUGAUCCAGGAGCCGGCCGACACCAUGUGCGGCAGCGGCAAGGGCAGCGCCGGGCUGGUCUGCAAGAAGUGA
Molecule: messenger RNA, 1059 nt
Organism: Lolium rigidum
Lineage: Eukaryota; Viridiplantae; Streptophyta; Magnoliopsida; Poales; Poaceae
Exons: 2
Coding region: 1-1059 (352 amino acids)
Source: RefSeq, a predicted model, not a curated record